Molecule: messenger RNA, 9670 nt
Organism: Eriocheir sinensis (Chinese mitten crab)
Lineage: Eukaryota; Metazoa; Arthropoda; Malacostraca; Decapoda; Varunidae
Product: caskin-1-like
Exons: 12
Coding region: 386-3892 (1168 amino acids)
Biological process (GO): cell surface receptor protein tyrosine phosphatase signaling pathway; axonogenesis
Cellular component (GO): focal adhesion; axon
Molecular function (GO): protein phosphatase binding; signaling adaptor activity
Source: RefSeq, a predicted model, not a curated record
GGCCCGCUAGACCGCGGCGCUGCCCUGCUGCCUGGCUCGCCUGCCCCUCAGUCUGUCUGGGACCAGUGUGGCGUGAGGAGGUAGCAGUGUACUUCGAUUCCAAGAUUAUUAAAAGUUUGAACAUUGAGUAAAUUAUAUGAAGAUCGAGUAUUAAUGGAGAGUCAGUCAAUGUUUUGCUUACAUUGGAAGUAUACGCGGUAGCCUCGGUAUACCAUGAUUGUAAAGUGUUGGAGGUGAUGGUGUCUGAUGACCGUAGGGUCAUAUAUGUGAACAAUGUAUCAAUAAGAUGAAUAACAAGAAUCAAGAGGCUCUUACUGCCCACUGUCGGGGCUAACGCUCCCUACCAUCUUGCAUCAGUCCGUCCUCUGCACACAACGCCGUCAAGAUGGUGACACGACCGGGCAAGCAGCGGGAACUGUCCUCCACUUACCAGAGCUUUGCCGAUACGGGACCAACCUACUCGUACCUGGAUUUAAGCCGCGCCCGCAGUGAUGAAUCGCUCAUGUGGACGGCGGGGGAGGAGGCGGCCGCCCUUGUGGCUGAGCUGCGAGCGUCCCUCGCCUCACCCCUAAUGCAGCCCGAGGAAGAGGAAGAGGAGGAGUACUUGGAGGAAGAGGAGCUAGAACCGUCUUUCUUAACACUUGGAAGGUCCACCCUAGGCAGAGCGUCUCUGGACAGGUCCUCCGUCGGCCGGUCAUCCUUGUACAGUACCGGCCGUUCGCACUCCUUCACCGAUCUGCAUUCAGCAGCUACAUCAGCCGAGGAUUUGCGUCUCAUCUGCUUCCAUCCGUCACGGCUCCCUUGCAGCACUCACUGCGCCUCCCCGCACUCCUCCUCCUCUUCCGCUUCUUCCACUGCAUCUUCACGCAGUGCCGCCUCCACCUGCAGCAGUGGCGCCAACUUCGUAACUGGAAGGGGAAGCGGCGGCAUCAGACGGACCAACAUCCGCACCUUCGGCAGUUGGCGCUCCCUGCUCAAACUGGGCGGCAUGGGCGGGCGGGGCAAGCCGGCGCCCACGGUGAAGAAGGUGUCGCCGCCAACCAUCCCCGACACAUCUGCCCUCACACACCGCCACUCCGGCUCCUCGUUCAGCUCAGGCGUGUACAGUGCCGGCGACCAGCGCUCCUCCUACUCCUCCUCCGUCAGCGAUGAAAACCCGCCGCCCUCCCCACACAGCCCCGCCAGAGUUGGUGGGAUCAGUAGCAGUGGAGGUACUUGUGACCAUGGCCAGCUGGGUCGCCUUGGUGCCACUACCAACGCCACCACCGCCACUGUCACGACCACCACCACCACAGAGGAAGGUGGGGGUGGAGGGGGUCAGUCCUUGGCCAGCAGUUCUCCAUCCCAUUAUCACAACCAACAGCAGUUUACCUUCCCUGCCACUCCUCACCAGCAGCAACAAAUGCCUCAGUUUGCCCACCUGAUGUGCUCCAAGACUUCACCCGGUUCCCCACAUCACCUGCCACCUGAUGGCACUUAUGCCUACCUCACUUACCAACACCAGACGUCACUUGAGGACCAGGGCAUUGAUGUACAGUCCCCAGGACGAUCCAGUCCAGGCUCUGGAAGUGGUUCUUCCACUACAGGCUCGACAGCUUCCUCAGGUGGCUGUCGUAACUCCACCACUUCCUUGGACUCUGGGCGGGCCUCUACCACAACCCACUCCCACCAACACAGACUUAGUGGGCAGAGUUAUGACAGCGGGUCCAUCCUACGACACAGCUACCACUCCUCCAGCUCCAGCCUGGGCUCCAUGGAGCACGACAACACCCCUCAUGUCAAUGUCUUGGAACUUCUUAAUAAUGGUGUCAGGGAUUCUGAGGUGCUACGAGCCUGGCUAACAGAUCUCCGCUUUGAAGAAUAUUACGAUAAGUUCAUGACAGCUGGUUAUGACAUGCCAACAAUUUCCCGGAUGACUCCAGAAGAUUUAAAUGCAAUUGGCAUCACAAAGCCUGCCCACCGCAAGAAACUUAAGGCUGAAAUAACCAGACUCAAUAUAUCUGAUGGACUACCUGACUUUAUCCCAGGUCGCUUAGAGGACUGGUUAUCUCUUCUGCGUCUUGAGGAAUACACGGCAUCGCUGAAACAGCAAAAAUAUGUUUCAGUAGAGCAAAUGACACAACUCACCUGGGAAGACUUGGAAGAUAUUGGGAUUACAAAGCUAGGCCACCAAAAAAAGGUGAUGUUGGCCAUUAAGCGCGUCAAAGACAUUAUGGCGGGAAAGAAGUUCAGUACCACUCAAGAUUCCCGACAACAGUCUGGGUAUGGAACGCAUGAAAUAAUGAUCCCUCGGGAGUCCUGUGAGGGUCGCGAUCAAUUCACUGGCGUCCCAGAAUUUAGGACGUUCUCUGGCUCUGGACAUUAUGGGAGCGGAGAGCAUAACAGACUGAGUGGUUUUACAGAAGCAGGACUUCAUUAUAGUGUUGCACCUCACUAUAAUUCAAACCUUCAGUAUGGCCCUAUGCCUCCUCCUCAAGCCCAUGUCCACCCAAUGCCACAGUUGCCUGGUCAGUUUCAUCAGCCCAGCCAAAUUAAUGCCCCUCAGGGUCCAUCUCCACCAGGGUCAAAACUUCUUAAUGGUCCCCCACAUCCUCUUCCUGGACCAGGCCAGGUCCAGUAUCGCCCAGAUGUUGUUGCUGUCCAAGUCAGGCCAGGUGGCAGAGGGAGGAGUAUUGAAAGUCUAGAAGAGCCAAUUUAUGGUACAUAUCAAACAUUCCACCCUGACACAAGGAUGCCACAUGGCCAAGGCCCCAUGUCGCUCAACAAUCUGCCACCACGACCAUUUCCUCCUUCAAAUUUAAAUUCAUCACAUCCACAGCGAUCUAUGGAUGAUGGUGACAUCACUCCCACUAAUGAGUAUGCAAAUAAUUAUGAAGGUGGAGGAACACUCCCCAGACCUCGCACUGCCAAUAAACUUAGACCUGUUGCUAAAGUUACUGCAAAAACUCGAGCAGAUAUCCAUGAAGUGCCACAAUUUAUUAAGGAUGGGAUGAACCUUAAAAAGACAACCAAAGGAGAAGAAAUUUGUAUGAAAGAACUAAACAUGAAGACCUUAAAUCGCCAGAAUUCAGAAAAGAAUUACAACUCAAAUCAAGGAGGCGGCAGCUCUAAUAAUACACCACAAGGAACACCGAAGAAGGUUCCACCACCACCUCCACGUCGCUCGAACUCAAUUAGUGAAAGUUCAAAAGAGACGGCAACUCAGGAUGGUCAGUAUGGGUAUCUGCGUAGAGGAUUAUCCUACGGGUACAUGGGAAUCAAGAAUAACUUGCAACCAGAUGUCACACCAGACUUGCCUCCUCCACCAGCUCCCCCUGACAGUGCUAACCACCAGCACCUGCCCGAUGACUUCCCUCCACCACCACCUCCACUGACAUGUGUCACAAUGGCCAGUUCUACUCGCAUAACAGCCAGUUCUACAAUCACUACUUCUUCAAUGACAAGUGAUUCUUUAGCAACAUCUCAAACCUGUACAACUUCGUCAGAUGACGACGCAUCUACAGGAUUUCUUCCGAGGCGAAAUGAUUCUAAUGCUAGCUUUAAGUCCACCUCCAGCACUGACUCUGAGUCAUUGCCAUUUGCAAAUGAAAAUGCUGGAACCAUCAAACAGCGAGCCUGCCGUCCCCAUCCAGGCUUGACUGUGUUAGACACUCGUAACUCCCCCCACUCUUCACCACGUUCUUCCCCAGCACUCCGUCGCAAAGAAGCUCAGCCUCCUCUUCGCCAGAACCCCAUUGCUACAAUUGAAACUUCUGUAGGACAGCUCUCAAAAUCAAACUCCAGUUCUCCAGAUGAAACCGGAGAUGUUCUGAAUGACAUUGGAAACAUGUUGGCCAAUCUAACGGAUGAACUGGAUGCCAUGCUGGAGCAAGAGGUUACGCUUAAGAACUGAGAAGCAAUAAGAAAAAAGUUAACUGUACGGAAAGUUAUUAGUUCCCAUUUGCUUACAGUGCUGACACAGUAUUGGGGGAUGUUUGACUAGCUACAUUAUAAAAUGGUAUUAGUAUAGAGCUUGGAAGUUUUAAGGAACUAUUCAUAAACAUUUUGAUCUAAAUCAAAGCAAUAUGUGAUCAACAUUGCUUCUACUUUACUAUUUACUGGAAAGCACCAUAUCUUGUGAAUAAUGCAUCAUGCAGUAAUGUUUUGCUUAGAUACUCAUGAUAACAAAAUCUGAUGUAAUUUUCCUGGAAAAAUAUGGCAUAGCAAAAACAUAAAGUACUGAUACACACACACACACACACACACACACACACACACACACACACACACACACACACACUAAACCCUCAGUUAUCUGCAUUAAUUCAGCUAAAGCCUUUGCAUAUUAAUGAAAAAUCUGGUUAAUCUGAAGAAAUUUUAUGACUGGCUCUCCCAGACAGAGAUUGGAGAUGUCUUUGAGCAAGUAGUUACAUUUGAACACCAGACAAUUGACUCUACACCUGUCCCUCCUUAUUUUCAGGGAGUAGGGGACAUGACCCCCAUGAAUAAAGAAUUUCCAUGAAUGUUUGGCGCCCCCCUCAAAUAAAAAAAAACACUCUAGAUCCACAAAACAAGACAGAGCAAUUUUACACAAACUGUGCCUAGUAAAGGAUUUCCAUUACCUAAAAGCAGCAUAAUAUAUCACAAAUAGCAUCAUUCAUCAGUUAUAGGUACUAUAAACUGUGCUUUAAUUUACUUGAAUUUCUUACAGAUACAUAGUCAUUAAAAUUACCCUUUAUUAAAGUUGGGUACUCACCAUGAAGUCUCUGCAAUUUUCUUUUUUAAAUUCAGGUUCUUAAGCAUGCAACUCAGUGAGACUUGGUCUUGGUCUUCAUUGGGCAUUUGGCUGACGCUGCCAUUUUGGCAAGACUUGUUGGCUCCGUUGCUGCUGAUACUGACAUUGCCCACCACGGAACUGCUGGUGGGAUUGCAGUGUUGCAUGGCAAAUGAUUUAAACAGCAUCCUGUAAGCACAUACAUACUUACAAUCAGGAGAUGCAUUUCUGAGUGUAUAAUACCCAUGUAAAAAUGUUUGGUUCAAUGAGGCGGUGGCUGAGUCGUCAGAGUAACGGCUCCGUGUUCAGGAGGACGCGAGUUCAAUCCCCGCCUGGUGCCACCAAGCUGGGAUUUUUCAGCCGCCGCUGAGUGGCUUAAAACCACCCACAUGCUGUCCAGAAGACCACCUAUCAACCCAGGCUCUAGAUUCUAGGAUCAAAGAUGAGCUCUGGGAGGGCACCACUAUAAACACUCGCCUGCGCCAGAACGGGCUGGGCCGACCAUCAGGACCCACUGGAAAGAAGCCUUGGACCGACCAUCAGGAUCCACCGGGAAGAAGCCUACCGGCGCAAUAGGCCACAAUGUAAAAAAAAAAGAAGAAAAAAAAAUUUCAUGAGGAAUUUUGGUAACAUACCCCAAGCAACUGGAACAUCCACUUAUUUGGUACCUCUGAAUACUUGCAGUUGCCAAUUACUAGGGAUUGUCCUGUAUUACCUGAUUGUUAUAGAAAGAAGCAUUCAUUAGUAAAUAGUAUGAUGUGCUUAAAUACCUGAAGUUAAUAAAGACACUGGCAAAAAGUUAGUGGUAAAUACCUUACAGUAAAGGGAAAUUUUAAUGACUACAUAUUUGUGAGAAGUUAAAGUAAAUUAUAGUACAGAUUAUACAGUUUGUAUAGCUGUUGAAUGAUGCUAUUUAUGUUUUAUGUUGCUUUAUGCAAGUAUAUAUUGUCCUUUCCUUAGGAGUGGCCAAAUCGUCCGCAGGCGGAUCUUGAAUGUUUGGAGUGGACCCAUGAAAAUUCCUUUGCAGCAGCCUUUGUGAAAUUUGGGGAAAAUAUGCAAAUAUGUGAAUCCACAAUUACGGGGGUACAGGUGUGCUCCCUUCUCCACGCUGCUGAAACAUGCCCUGCUCUUAUAUGCGGUUUCAUUGGCAUCUAAGGACCAAGAUCAAGGGAGUGUGUGUAUAACCAAUAUUCUGAUAUUUCUAUUACAUUGAUUGGUGUUGUAUAUCUAGUCCAUGAUAUAUUUUUAAGAUUUAAAAUUUCUUUUUAUGAUGUUUAAAAGGAAUUCAUUCCCAUGCUUUCAUUGAAAACUACAGACUCACUGCCUUCAUGCUGCCAGUGUCCAGUGUCAUGAUGUAACAGCAUAUGAGGCAGCCAACCCCUCACUCCCACUGCACUAAUCACAAAAUUCCUUUUGAAUUAGCCAGGCUACUCUUUUUCCUGAGUAUCAAGAAAACAUUUUUUCUCUUGUUCAUGCAUGCAGUGACUAUCAAAUUUAGAGGAGUUGCAAGGGUCUGCAGCUGGUGGGGUGGAGGUGUGUGGCAGCCUUCCCAUCAGCUGAAGUCACAGUGACUGCUUCUUGUCAUUGUAGCAUAAAUGUCAAUUUGAGUUAUCUCUACUGUUUACAACUGGCCAUGUAAGUCUUAUGAGCAGUAUUUUAUUUUAUACCUGAAAGUGAUUGAUGGAGCCAGUGGAUUUAGGCAUUAGUGUUGUAAAGCAGCAUCCUCUUCCUCUGGCUCCCCUUGGGUCUGGAUGUUUGGCAUGAUGAAGCUCAUGGCUGUUCUGCUAAUGCUUCACGGUGCCAAAAGUCAGUGUGCCAAAGAGCAAGGCAAGAUUAGAUGUAGGAGAGAUAGCUUUCGCCGAUCAUGACCCAAGUGUACGGAUGCAUGGCAGGUGAGUACAUGAACAGCCACAUUUCCCUGCCUCCAGUGCCCUGCUGUUUCUCUGCAUCCACAUAAUAUGCCAAGUAACCCAUACAUGUGUUUUUUGUGAUAGUUUUGUACGUAUAUCAUUUUCUCCAUUAACUGUAAAUUAUGCUGAUUUCUGAUAAUUUUGCACAUCUGUCUUAAUGUGAAUGAUUUCCCUGACUUAGCUGCACUUUAUAAGGAUAUUAUGACAUAUCUGCAAGGUUUGCAGAUUCAAGUCCCUAUGUGGAUAAUGUUGAAUUGCAGGUAGCGCAGAUGUGAAUAACUGAGCUUUUAGUGUGUGUGUGUGUGUGUGUGUGUGUGUGUGUAUACAUUAUAUAUAUAUAUAUAUAUAUAUAUAUAUAUAUAUAUAUAUAUAUAUAUAUAUAUAUAUAUAUAUAUAUAUAUAUAUAUAUAUAUAUAUAUAUAUAUAUAUAUAUAUAUAUACACACACACACACACACACACACACACACACAUAUGUAUACCACAUAUUGCAGGGGGAGAAAUAUGGGUAUGUCAACACAUUCUUAUAACACCCUAUAAUUGUAAUCUAAUCACAUUUUUGUGACAAAAACAUACAUAAAUGACACCAUAAGAAACUAUAAUGAUGAAAUCAACAAAACAUCUUUUGAGUAUUUUAUUGUGCAUGUAAGUAAAUCAGUGAACUUGGCAAAGGCAAUAUUUACAUUCUUACAUUCAUAGUUAAUAUGCAUACCCUUCUUUUCAUUAUCAAGCUCCAGACUUUACUCACCAUUUUGGUUGAAUUGUGAAAACAUUAAGCCUCUGAACCUCAAAUGUUGCUAUUUUUCCUUGAAAGUAGUUUAUCCAGGUUGUGCUGCCCAAUGACAGCACUCUUUCCUAUGCUCUGUUGAACAUUUCCAGCUAUAGUUUAAUUGUUUAUGAUGUCUGUUUAUAUUUUUCCAAAGCACCAACAUACAUCAGAGAAUGCAUGGUUAUCAAACAUCCCACAAUUAUUGUAAAAUCAAGUAAAAAUGUGAAGAACAUACUGUAAGUGGAGUGUAACUAAGGUCGGUAUUAUAAGACACUUUUGCUUCUCCAUCAGUAUUUCUAAAGGUCAAAAAGGGGAUUAAUUGGGUUUUAAUGAGUGUUUCUUUAGGGUCACAGUACAGAAGAAGGGUAAAACUACCACCAGGGUCAGAAAACUACUACUGGAAAUGCCCAAAACUCCUACAAAAGCUAUUGUCAAAUAUGUGUACUUGGGCAACAAAAUGUUUAGUAAUACAGCCCUAAGACUGCCGUGUGUGAUGCAGAGUUCCUGGUACAUUGCGAGAGUUAGCUAUUGCUACCGCCCAGCAGAUAAUAAAUGCAAUGCACACACUUCAUGAAUGUGAAUUGUAAGAUAAUAUACUGAUUUUUGUUAUAGAUUCAUUUGCUGCACUUUUGCAGUUUAAAUAAUGAGAUUCUUAUGCAUGUGUGUGUGUGUGUGUGUGUGUCUCUCUCUCUCUCUCUCUCUCUCUCUCUCUCUCUCUCUCUCUCUCUCUCUCUCUCUCUCUCACACACACACACACACACACACACACACACACAUUUAUACAAGGAAGAUUUUGAGAGGGUUCUGGCUGACUGUUAUGAUUCCUGCUCAUGAUCAGACCAUAGGUGAAUGACAUACACACACACACACACACACACCUUCAGAUUUGUGAACCACAGUAGAAUAAUACUGUCUGUUAAUGGCCAUAUGAAACAUUUUACUUUUAAAGUUUAUAGAAGCUUCGUGGAGGCAUAUAUACAAUGAUCUCAAAAAGCAUUAUUCUCAGCACACUACAAAAUUAGCAGAUGGCAACCAAUAUUUGUAUGUAAAUCCACAAUAAUGAGGCUACACAGAUCUUCAGAAUCAAGUCUGUACUUUGUGUAUAUACGUUAUGUUGUUCUCUGUUAAGUAAGAUUAGGUAACAGAGGAUAGAGAAUAAAAUAUAUUUGUCAGCCAUCAAACAGACAAUCACAAAGCCAAGAAAAGUUUAGGCUCUUUAUAUUUGGUUUCCUAUCACUCAGUGUAGGAUACUUAUCAUAACUUCAUAAUUAUAUGUUAACAGCCAAAACAAUAAUAAGUUUAAGAAACCAUUUCCUCUGACCUAAGUACUAAUUUUUCACUGGCUUAGGGAUGGUAGCGACAGACCAUAUUCAAUUGUAUGUAUAUUUCAUGAUCUAUACAGAUACAAAGCUUUGUUAAAUAUGAAAAUAGUAUUCUCUUGCUCCUUGAAAUUUCCAGACCUGUGAUUGGUACAUUUAAAUGAAGUCUCUUUGUGGGCUCCAUCUAUUUUUCUUUCAUGCUAUUAUAGUAAGAUAGAAUGAAGUAGGUAGGAUAGGGUCAUGAUAGUGUACUAUAUCCAGUCUUGUCCAUUGGAAACCUGAAGACAUUUGUUGCCCAUGAAAGGAGUGGUACAAAUUUUUCACAUUUCAUAGUAUCUGCACAUGUUGAUGUGAUAAUUUAAAACUUGUUUGAUGUUCCUGAGCAGAAUCUUAGAGCUGAUUAUAUUUUCACCUUGUAUUUGUUUCUAGCAACAGAAUGUAAGUUGUAUACUUAACAGCACAGUUAGUUUAUUGUGUGUAUGAAUAUAUAAAGCUAGUCACUUAUAUUGGCUUAACUGCUGCAUUAAGUGAUACAUAUAUCUAUCUGGGGUAGGAAAUAUUUUGUUUAUUUUAUGUAAAUAUAUUCUGUACAAACAUGUAAAUAUUUAGAAUGAGUCACACUACUUUGAACCGAUAACCAUAUGUGCGAGUGAAAAAGUCAUCCCUGCAAUUAUCACUGUAGAGAAAAGAAGACCAGUAAUAAAAGUGUAAUAAUUUAAUUAAUGAGGCCUUAAGUCAAUAAAUUACUAAUGCCACAGAUCAUUUAAAUCCCUUGUUGUUAUCUCAUUGAGCUUUUUUUGUGCAGAAAAGUUCACAUUGAGUGCAAACAGUCCACUGUUCAUUAUAUAAUCCAGUUCCCAUAAUAACUGUAGUGUUAUUGUAAAACUAUUUCUUUGUAGUAAAUUAUGUUUUGGAUAUCA